AUGCGUUCUUCUCUCGUUAUGCUCGCCGGUCUGGCGGGCGCGGCUCUCGCCUACCCUACCGAUAAGGCCGUGGAGCCCCGUACCCUGGGUCUCCUCGGUGAGCUCCUCGGAGACAUCACUGUCGACGUGACCUCUAUCCUCGGUGCCGUCCUCGACCACUCCCACUCCUCCGUUGAACUUCUUGCUGGUCUGAGCGCUGAAGGUGCUGCUGCUCUCUCGGGUGGUGCUCUUGGCUGCAAGUCUGGUGUCAUCCACCACAAGGCUAAGGCCGCCCUCAAGCUUUGGUUGCUCUUCCACGCCGACCUUGACGUCUCCCUCAAGAAGUCACUGAUCUCCUGGUGUGAGGGUAACGACGAGCUCGUUCUCUCCGCAGACGUCCUGGCUGCUUUGUCUGUGUAUAUCCCCGGAUGUGCCGAUAUCGCUGCCCAGGGCCAGCUUUACGUGACCAUUGACGGUAUCUUUGAGGCUGCCAGCCUCGAGUCCGCUCUUGUCCUGAGUGCUGGUGCUCAGGCUUCCCUUUCUGCUUGGAUUGAGGCUAGGCUUGAUCUUGAUGCCGGUGUCAAGGUCGGUCUGAAUGUCUGCGCCGCUGGUGGUGUUGUCGGCAGUCUGUCGGCUGACAUCAAGGCUACCCUCCUCGCCUGGAUCAACAGCAAGGAGUGCGACCUCAGCGCUCACCUCAAGGUCUCGGUUCUUGCCUGGAUCAAUGGUCACGCUGGUGGUGACCUUGUUGAGAUUGGUGCUCUUACUGAGACUGCUCUCUCUACCAUCUCCGUUGGUGCUUCCGUCGGUGUGCACGUUCUGGAGUCCGGCCUUCUGUCUAUUGGCGGCCAGGCCUCUCUCGCCGCCUUCCUGGGCGUCGAUCUCGCUGCUGAUCUCGCUGCCGAUGUCAAGCUCGGUCUCCAGGCAUGCGCCAAGGGUGAGCUCGCCACCGCCGUCGAACUUGACAUCCGCACCCAGCUCGCCAUCUGGCUCCACAGCUCUGACUGCUCUCUGGGCGUCGAGCUGAAGGCUGUCGUCCUUCUUUGGCUGUCCUUCGCUGUCGAGGCCGAUGUCUCCGUUUCCCUCGACCUGGUCGGUGGCCUCGUCGGCGAUGUCACCGGUCUCCUAACCGAGACCGUCACCGAUCUCAGCGUUGACCUUCGUGGCGCCCUUUCCCUUUGCGCUGCCGGCGGUAGCUUGCUUGAUCUGACCUUCGCUGCCCGUGCUGAGCUCGCUGCCUUCCUCAGUGGCUGCACUUCCAUUGAUAUCGAUGUCACCAUCCAGAUCAUCAUCAUCGAGUGGUUCACCGGCUGCAGCAUCCCCGGUGCUCCCUCCGCCCCCGCCUCGUCUUCCGUUCCCAGCCUGCCCUCCAGCACCCCCUACCUGCCCAGCACCUCCGCUGUGCCUUCCGGUCCCGGUGCCUCCGUUUCCGUCUCUGUUCCUGCCGGCACCCCGGUCUCCAGCGGCCCUGCUGCCAGCACCACCCCCUGUGAUACCGAGACCUCGCAGAUUGUCAGCUCUACUGUCAUCCCCGGCCCCAACGGCUCCGGCUCGAUCACUGUCACCGCCCCUGCUGUUCCCACCGGUACCACCAUCCCCAGCGGCCCUGUUCCCUCCGGCCCUGCCUCUUCUGGACCAGUUCCCUCUGGCCCUGGUGCCAGCACUACCCCUUGUGACACCGAGACCUCGGAGAUUGUCAGCUCAACUGUGAUCCCCGGUGGCCCCAACGAGUCCGGCUCCCAGACCGUUACCAUCCCUGCCGUGCCCACCGGCACCGCCCCUGCUGAGACCCCCUCCGGCGUCGCUCCCACUGGCACCCCUGGCGUUACUGGGCCCGCUCCCUCUGGCCCUGCUGCCAGCACCACCCCUUGUGAUACGGAGACCUCGGAGAUUGUCAGCUCUACUGUGAUCCCCGGUGGUCCCAACGAGUCCGGCUCCCAGACCGUUACCGUCCCUGCCGUGCCUACUGGCACCGCCCCUGCUGAGACCCCCUCCGGCGUCGCUCCUACCGGUACUCCUGUCGCGUCUGGGCCCGCUCCCUCUGGUCCUGCCCCCAGCGGCCCCGCUGCCAGCUCCACCCCUUGUGACACCGAGACCUCGGAGAUUGUCAGCUCUACUGUGAUCCCCGGUGGUCCCAACGAGUCCGGCUCCCAGACCGUUACCGUCCCUGCCGUGCCCACCGGCACCGCCCCUGCUGAGACCCCCUCCGGUGUCGCUCCCACCGGCACUCCUGGCGUUACCGGGCCCGCUCCCUCUGGCCCUGCUGCCUCUACUCCCUGCGACACUGAGACCUCCGCGAUCGUCACCUCAACCGUGAUUCCCGGUGGCCCUGCUCCCUCCGGCCCAGCUGGCACCACCGACGUGCCCGUUCCCUCCGGCCCAGCUGCCUCAACCCCCUGCGACACUGAGACCUCCGCGAUCGUCACCUCGACUGUCAUCCCCGGUGGCCCUGCUCCCUCUGGCCCUGCCCCUACUAGCGCUCCUAGCCUCCCCUCCGGCGGUAGCGAUGUUGUCACCGUCACCAAGACUGUGACUGCCACCGUCUGCGGCUGCGAGUAA
This is a messenger RNA of Penicillium hordei, 2538 nucleotides long. Its product is annotated as putative cell wall protein. The transcript has a single exon. The record is from RefSeq and is a predicted model, not a curated record. NCBI's taxonomy places the organism in Eukaryota, Fungi, Ascomycota, Eurotiomycetes, Eurotiales, Aspergillaceae. The coding region runs from base 1 to 2538 and encodes 845 amino acids.